Echinococcus granulosus is the source of this 1446-nucleotide messenger RNA. RefSeq names its product Developmentally-regulated GTP-binding protein. The record is from RefSeq and is a predicted model, not a curated record. NCBI's taxonomy places the organism in Eukaryota, Metazoa, Platyhelminthes, Cestoda, Cyclophyllidea, Taeniidae. Gene Ontology annotation, biological process: cytoplasmic translation. Gene Ontology annotation, cellular component: cytoplasm; mitochondrion; respiratory chain complex IV. The transcript has 8 exons. Bases 1 to 1446 code for a protein of 481 amino acids. Gene Ontology annotation, molecular function: GTPase activity; GTP binding.
AUGAGUGUGUUGCAAAAGAUCGCCGAGAUCGAGGCCGAAGCAACGACCAUGGGUCACAUUGGUCUUUUGAAAGCUCGCUUGGCAAAGCUUCGGCGAGAACUAAUAGAACCGAAGGGGGGUGGUGGUGGUGGCGGUGGUGAGGGCUUUGAUGUUGCCAAGACAGGUGAUGCUCGGGUCGGUUUUGUCGGUUUUCCCUCUGUCGGCAAAUCCACCCUUCUUACUAACCUUGCUGGUGUCUACUCUGAAGUUGCUGCUUACGAGUUCACAACCCUCACCACAGUCCCUGGUGUCAUCCGUUAUAAAGGUGCCAAAAUUCAACUGCUUGAUCUUCCCGGUAUAGUCGAAGGAGCCAAAGAUGGGAAAGGUCGUGGUAAACAGGUCAUUGCUGUGGCUAGGACAUGUUCCCUGAUUCUGAUGGUUUUGGAUGUUCUCAAGCCACUUCAGCACAAACGCCUUCUAGAGCAUGAGUUGGAGGGAUUCGGUAUUCGACUGAAUAAGGAGCCACCCAACAUCUUCUUCCGUAAGAAGGAUAAGGGUGGUAUUAAUUUCCAGUCACUCGUGCCCCUCACUGAGCUCGACAAGGAGACCGUCAAGACCAUUUUGAGUGAGUACAAAAUCCACAAUGCGGACAUCACUUUCAAGUGUGACGCCACGGCGGAGGAUUUGAUCGACAUUGUUGAGGGCAACCGCGUCUAUAUUCCUUGCAUCUAUGUCCUGAAUAAAAUCGAUCAAAUUUCCAUCGAGGAACUCGACAUCAUAUGCAAAGUUCCACACUGCGUGCCAAUAUCGGCACACCACAAGUGGAAUUUCGAUGAGUUGCUGGAGAAGAUGUGGGAUUACCUCAGUCUAAUCCGCAUCUAUACGAAACCCAAGGGUCAGCUGCCUGACUACACUUCUCCGGUUAUUCUUAAGUCUGCCGCGCACACUGUGGAAGUAUUUCUUGCCAUCGUCUGGGGCUCCUCGGUAAAACACCAGCCCCAAAGAGUGGGCAAAGACCAUGUUCUUGAUGAUGAAGAUGUAGUUCAGAUCGUCAAAAGACUGUUGUGUAUUUGGCGAUCUUGUAUUAUGUAUGAAACCACGGUUAAUAAAGUUCAGGUCUUGCUCAUUUGUGUUUUUUUCUUGAUUGUUUGCAGACAAUUUACCCCUACGGAGAAGAGUAGCAGUAAGUUCAAGGGCGUGGCGCCGAGCAAGGAGGAGCGUAGGACCUGUUGGGCAGCGCGGGACGCCUUCUGGGAUUGUAUCAAAGACGUUUACUCCAGGGGCCGUCAGGUCCCCGAUGAGCUCUCCGAUACUGUCAAUGCCUCCCAAUGUGUCUCCCUUCGCAAGACCUAUGAGGCCGUCUGCCCAGAGUCCUGGAUUAAACUCUUCGAUCGACAGCACGACUUUGACCUCUUCAGAGCCUCGGUGGCUGAGGAGAGCCUGAAGGAACGAGCCAAGAAUGCCUGA